AUGCCAGAGGUAAGUCCUUUUUUUGAAGCUCUUCGUGCAUUCCACAUGUCACACCAAAUUAACAAACCCACUCAUCAAUCAUUUUCCGCGCGUCAGUAUUCCCAUUCGGUGUGCGCGCUCUCUUGUUUGUCCGCCGUCCGCCGUCCGCUCUGUUCGCUGAGGACAGCGAUCACCUGUAGGCCUCUAGCACCCGUGCGCUCGUCGGUUCCAUGGUGUAGCGGUUAGCACUCAGGACUUUGAAUCCUGCGACCCGAGUUCAAAUCUCGGUGGAACCUAUCGUUUUUGGAAGCUUAUUUGCAAACGAGCCACGUUUGAUUUUCGAAGCUACAUUUGGGUUAAUCUUCACUAGUGAACUAGUAAUAGCUAUUAGGACACGUGUAUGUUCUAGAUACCAAAAAUAUGCUCGUGUCCAUUCUUAUGUUUCAUAAACAUUCAAGUUUAGCUUUGACUCAUGGUCUCCAUCACUCGAAUUGUUUAUUUUUCCCGUCCAUUUGGCUCCAUUCUCGAGCACUGUUCUUGCCGCUAUUAUCCGUUCCCGCAAAGUUCCGCACACAACAUUCGCUGCAACCUGCUGCCACCAUCUCUCUUCUCAUUGCACUUGCGGCUAUUCAACUUCGCCGGUUCCAUGGUGUAGCGGUUAGCACUCAGGACUCUGAAUCCUGCGACCCGAGUUCAAAUCUCGGUGGGACCUAUCGCUUUUUUUAUAUUUUUGUUUUUCCGAACAAAUGAAAUUCGACACCGCCAAAACACUACUUCUAUCGUAUUUGGUGGCAGCGGAAGCGUGUGUACACGGCGAACCACUGUCGCUGCGUUUCUGUGUCGCUGUUCUGUUUUGCGGAUUCCCUCCCUCCUUUGGUUGACAUUCUCAAAAAUAGAGAAUGAGAAAUGGAGCCCCGGGGAGUCGGAUGUGACACUGUUCGAGAAGAAAAGAAAGCAUUGUGUCUUCUCGGAGAGCGUGUUCCCGCCCGUCGCGUAUGCUAAUCACAAAUCGACACGGAUGUGCUCGGCGAGCAAACGACGUCGUCGAGAUCUCUUUUCGGCCCCGGACAGCAGUUUUUGUUUACUUUUGCGGUGGGCGGGUCACUGAAAAUCUUCUGGAUGGGCUUCAGAAUGGAUACCAUUCUUGAAGACCUCCGAGUCUGUCGAGGAACCGUUUCUCGGACUGGUUCCCUUUCUCGUUCCUUAUUCUUCGGAAGUACAAUCGAUCUUAUUAAUUCGCUAAUCCUUUUCCUUCUCCCUAUUCGGUCCACUUCUUUUCUGAAAACGCCCAUUUCAGUGAGUUUACACAAGGGGCGCUAAGCCCGUUUUCAAGAAAAAGAAUCUUCCAAACAUUUCAGUCCGAUCUUGUUCCUUUCUCCCCCUUUCCCCCCUUUCCGAUUCCUUUUUCUGUGCCCAUCCUUGCUCAAAAUCGUUUCCUGUGCGUCUUUCUCGAAGGACAAGAUCGACUGGAAAAACAUGAUACAUCAAAACAUGGAUAGAAGGAGAAGAAGGAGGAGAAGAAGGCGUUGAAAAGAAACAAAUUGGCACCCCAUUCUCGCCCAAAACUCUAUUCCUCUCGCCCAUUUUGCAUAAAUCCCCUUAUUUUCAAUUUCGACACUUUUCAUAUGGUUUUCUCGUUUCGACUUCAUUUUCGAUUCAAAACUGUCUUGCUCAGUUCCUAUUGAACUUUCGGGUGCGUAGGCGGUCCUUCAUCCCGGAAACAUGCCGCAGAACCUUCCGGAAAUACGUUUCUCGGCCCUAUCGUUUUGUGCACUUUAGUUGUCUCAUUCGUGCCGUGUUGCCACGUUGUAAUCGAAUGUCACUUGUCCGGGAAUUCGAUUGAUUCGCUCCUUUAUCUCUUCUAUUUUUCGUCUUUUCCAUCACACUCGAACAUUUUGUCCGUUUGGAGCAUGUCCUACACUCACGAAGUCGUCCAGUACGCGCCCACCGAAGAAAAUGAGAUCCACGCGUUAAUACGCGGAAAACCGUCCUUCUGCAAGGCUAAUAUUCGUGUUAACACACAACAGGUAUACUGUAGUUGGGUGACAUGUGGAAGUGUGGAGAUUCUAAGGGGUUAAUGCAAGUAUUGUAGUUCCAAGAGCGACUCACUUACCUCGAUAAGCGCUAUGAUCACCUUCGGAAAAUGACACAUUCGCUGAGAAAGAAAGUGAACGAAUUGGAGGUGAGCAUACUUUUCGAAAGAUUUCACAAUUCUUCGGUUCAGGACAUAAUGCGAAUGGACAACGACGAGGAGAACAUGGAGACGAUUAAGAAGCUGCUCGAGGAGAUCAAAAGGGAGAAGCAGCUGAUGCGAGACGAGGCGCACAUCAUCAAGGGAGAGCUCUCGAAGACCAUGUACAACGAGGACUUGAGGUGAGCCCGCGAACGUCCCCGCACUCAGUGCUAACCGGUCCGUCUAACAGAUCCAAAAUUCUAAACUUCAUCGAUCAGUUCGAGUGUUUCUGGUACGAUGACAACGAGUAGGUUUUCUUGUCUCUCCGCCCAAUUAUUCUCGCUUCUCUCUUUUGUGACGUGGCACUUUCCCUCAGUUAUCAGUGGAGCGCACUUGCAAUCACGCUUCUUUUCUGCACGAACACUCGCCGCUGCUGCAUGUCGUUUCUGGUCCGAAACCUCGAAAGAACCGUUCCGUUUUCAGACGUCGAUUGGCCGGAGAAUGGAAGAAGAUCGACGCGGAACGGAAGAGCUCGGCCGCCGGCUCCGAAGCCUCUUCUUCGAUGAUCGGCGACGAUGACACUCCUUCGACGUCUUCCGAUGGCCACAAACCGUACCGAGAGACGAGCAUGUGA
Molecule: messenger RNA, 2786 nt
Organism: Caenorhabditis sp. 36 PRJEB53466
Lineage: Eukaryota; Metazoa; Nematoda; Chromadorea; Rhabditida; Rhabditidae
Source: the annotation of a GenBank genome assembly